AUGGCGCCGGUCAGCUUGCUCGACUGCCCGGACGAGGUCAUCGAUGAUAUUGUCCAGCGCCUCCCAGGAAGUGCCGUCAAGGCCGCUCGCGAGACCUGCAAGAGACUCAACCGCAUCGCAUCCCCGUACUUGUUCCCGAUCCUGUACAUCUCCUGUCAUCAGCUGGAUCUCGAUGUCUUUCGUAUGGUCUCCAAGAACCCUCUUCUCAUCGGCGGUGUACGCGAACUGGUCAUCGACGACACCACUGUCCCGCCGUCGGUCCGCGACUGGGCUACGUAUCAGAAGGUGGUUACCUGUCCACAGGAACCAAAUGAUCGACACGACCACAUGGGACUUGGCGAAGGCGAGACCCUUGAUCCUCGUUAUAUGAACGGGCAGCCUUCGAAAAUCGAGCCAAGCAAAGAAGCCUGGAAGCUCUUCAACAGCACUGCCCAAGGUCAUCAUGAGAACCGCCUAGCCCACGCAGAUUUCGAUGCGCUCAAGAGGGCACUUCCCCGUUUCAAGAGCCUUGAGACCCUCGUGGUUUCUAACCGAAUGGCCACCGAGUACUACUCCGACGGGGCGCAGAGCACAGAUUCAUCAAGCCCCGUGGCCAAGUUGUGGAGGCGCUUCGAUUGUGAAACGGAGGAGUUUGUGCCUUUGGUGCCAAAAUGCGAUUGGCAUCCAACCACCCAAGGCCUUCAUGACAGAACACCAGUCAACACCAUGGACUGGCUCGAUGACCGACUGGUGUUCGAUAUCACGAAAAAUGGUGUCUCAGACAUGACUGCAGUUCAGUCUACGUAUGACCUCUUUGUUGACCAGCAAAACAACGGCGAUGAUGAGUUGGAUGACUAG
Molecule: messenger RNA, 837 nt
Organism: Fusarium subglutinans
Lineage: Eukaryota; Fungi; Ascomycota; Sordariomycetes; Hypocreales; Nectriaceae
Exons: 2
Coding region: 1-837 (278 amino acids)
Molecular function (GO): protein binding
Source: RefSeq, a predicted model, not a curated record